Molecule: messenger RNA, 1446 nt
Organism: Coniophora puteana RWD-64-598 SS2
Lineage: Eukaryota; Fungi; Basidiomycota; Agaricomycetes; Boletales; Coniophoraceae
Exons: 3
Coding region: 1-1446 (481 amino acids)
Source: RefSeq, a predicted model, not a curated record
AUGCCCUUCAAGAGUGAAUCCAGUGCGACUCUGCACGUGAUUGGCAAUCUCCUCCCAACGCUUGCUCUUGAGGUCACGGCCACUGUUCAUACUCCGUUUACUCCGUACGCAAGGAUGAACCACAGUGUCACGACAGCAUCAGAGACAUGUCAGGUUCGAGCAAUUGUGGACACGCUGUCGUCAAUGGUUGAAGACGCAAAAGCAAUAUUUUCAGAGGUAUCGCGCCUGAUCAACGUCUUAGAGGAUUCUCUAGGUUACCAUUCUCGCUUGGUUUCCUCUGUACCCAGGAUUCCCGUCGAGCUCUUGAGCGAGAUCUUCUCCCUAUCUCAAACGUCCGUCAUACCACAUCAUAAUACGGGCCUCCUACCCGUCCUCCCUCAUUCAUUAUCUGUAGUAACUGGUCCUAGCGGCUCCCUAAAUGUCGCUCAGGUCUGUAGCAAGUGGCGAGACAUUGCCAUCAACACCCCGAAGCUAUGGAAUAUGGUCGGCAUCGUACUCCAGGGUGAAUUCUUGUCCUAUAAGGACAUUCCUUGUCCUUACGAGCCACUGAAGAGGGCGGGGCAACUGCCUAUGUUUGUCACCCUUGAUGUAUCGAACUUAGGCAUGUUAAACCUGGAACAGGACAGCUAUGAAUAUUUUCAGGUGCCUAAUCCGACGUACGACACUAUCAGGGGAAUCGAUGUCCUGUCGCGGCAGGUACAUGUAAUACCGCUCUCUCAUUGGAUAUCUCAGUUCAGCUCCAUCACACGACUUUCUCUUCAUAACGUCGAGCUUGCGAGACUCGUGGCUCUCCACGGUGUCGUCGGCCUUGGCGACUUCUUCGAUCGUUUAACGCACCUUCACGUGCACGUUAAAAACAGACUAGAUUUGGAUGGAUUCUUACGGUAUCGCACAUGGGAAAACGUCACUUCUCUGACUCUGGACACGACACACUCAACAUGCUGGAGCGCCGUCUACGUGCAAUUCCUCUUCCGCAACUUUCCCAACCUGCUCGAGCUCUUCCUCGCAACCUGGCAGACAGAAUUCGGACAGGUCGACGAUAAGAUCACGGCAAGGACAUUGCGGUCGUUCGCUCUCGUCACAGGACCCCGCUGCGAUCCUCCAGAAGAAUUUAACCCGGAGGGACCUUUGAGGUUACUUGAUUCUUUGACCAUUCCCUCGCUUCGCGACCUCGUCCUUACUGCCCCGCCGUCAGGGGACCUCGGCUUUGUGAGCCGCUUCCUCAUGCGAUCGGGUUGCUCCCUGUCCAGCCUCACCUUCGUCAACUUCUCGGAGGAGAGAGACGUUUUCGCGCACACCGAGGAUAGUUCAAUUCGCCACGCCGGCGAUAUAGUACGAGAGGAAUUUGGCAUUCCAUCGGUGGAGUUCAGCUUUAGCCUAGGGGAGAGUCGGAUAUAUCAAGAGGCUAAGGAGAGAUGGUAUGAUGUGGACGGUUGGUCAACGUGA